AUGUAACUGACUGAUCUGAAUUACAGUUUCAGUUCUUGAAAUUAUUAUAUGAAUAAGCAUCUUGUUUCCGUUGUCUUACGUUAUUUUGUCUAGAAAAAAAUAUAUCGCUUUUGGUCAUCAAAGACGUCCACAGCUUGUUUAUAUUUUGCAAUCGAAAUAAAAUGUUAAAUUCAUUUUUUCGGGGACUGCUUGGUGGUGAGGAGCUACCAACGAAAGUGCUAGAAGUAAGAUCCGACAACUACCUUUUUAGACCCAUUCAUUAUAGAAAGGAUUCCAUGAUAUUAUAUGCACCAAAGAUUCCAAGUGAAAAAAAUGCAAAAGACAAGUAUUAUGAAAUUGUAUUACAGAAACCCUUCACGGAAACUCUACACCAAAUGUACAGUUUAUUCCGUUCAGAAAGUCAAGAAAUAUCUGAAGAGAGAUUCAGGAUAUAUGAAGAGAAAAUACCAUUAUAUAUUGAAAUAACUAAAGAGUGCACAGUACCAACUUUACAGAAACUUUGUGACAUUCUAUCAGAACACCAAGCGUGGACAAUAGCACAUAUAAUAGCCCAUUUUGGUUUAUAUGAGCUAUUCAAUGUUCCAGAGGUACAAAGAUGUAUUGACGCUGUUGAUCCACAUACGGGAGCCACUCCUUUGAUGGUGGCCGUGAAGUCGUCCAAUGUGCGCAUGGUCCAAAGCCUUAUAUCCUUGAAGUGCUCGUUAAACACAGUCGACAAUGACGGCAACACAGUAUACCACUAUGCCGCAGCCAGUAACAGAGAAAUUAUCAAUGCGCUGUCGGCAGCCAAGGCGACGUCACUGGACGUGUACAACAAGCAGGGCUACACGCCGCUACAUAUGGCAUGUCUGGCCGAUGCGCCGGAGUGUGUCCGCGCGCUGCUGCUUGCAGGCGCCGACGUCAACCUGUGUGCGGCGCGUCGCACCACCAGCACGCUGCCCGGUAUUGUCGGUGACUUAUUACAAGACAACCAACUAAAAUUAUAUCAACAGGAUAUGAAACACGGUGGCAACCCACUUCACUGGGCGAUAUCCAGAGAAGUUAUAGAAGCGCUUGCCGACAAGAAUUGCGAUAUAAAUGCAAUAAACUUCGACGGGCGAACGGCCUUACACAUUAUGGUGUUACGAGGGCGACUCGAAUGCGCUGUAGCGUUACUAUCAAGAGGCGCUGAGCAUUCUAUAGGUGAUAAUGAAGGGAACACACCUUUGCAUUUGGCUGUGAAACAAACGAAUAUAUCUAUCGUGCAAGCUCUGAUCGUGUUUGGGGCGAACUUGGAGGCGAGAAACCAUGAAGGUUUCACAGCAAGACAUUGUGUGUCGGCAUCAGUUGGGGUGACGAGCAAUGUUUAUGAUAAGAUAUUGUAUAUUCUACAUGCGGUAGGUGCUAAAAGAUGUGCGCCUGACGUAUCAGGCUGCCGUCCGGGUUGCUUGCCGCGCGGGGAGUACAACGGUGUACCACCGCUAGCGGUCGCCCGCCCGGCCCAACGGAAAGCUAUCAACGACAUGCUCGCCGUUGCAGCCGUCAUGCGUGCCGCCGCGCAGGACGACGACAAACGCGGCCGACUCCUCUGUCUAGACGGUGGUGGCAUCAGAGGUCUAGUUCUCAUACAAACAUUAAUAAAUCUGGAAGAGGCAGUUGGGCGACCGAUCGUCGAUUGUUUUGAUUGGAUCGGUGGAACCAGUACCGGAGGGAUCCUAGCAUUGGCGCUAUCCUGUGGGAAGUCAUUGAGGGAAUGCCAAAGAUUGUAUUUUAGACUAAAAGAACAAGCCUUUGUUGGCAUGCGGCCGUACCCUUCAGAGACAUUGGAAAAUAUGCUUAAAGAAUAUUUAGGUGCAGAGACAGUAAUGGCUGAUAUAAAACGACCUAAACUGUGUAUAUUAGCAGUACUAGCGGACAGGAAACCCGUUGAUCUUCAUAUAUUCAGGAACUAUCAGUCGGCACAGGAAAUACUUGACGAGCAUAAUGGCACAUUGAGUCCCCGCGCGGAGGCCGGAGACCAGGUGUCGGUGGUGUCGCUGCCGCCGCCGCCGCCGCCCGCCGAGCAGCUCGUGUGGCAGGCGGCGCGGGCAUCCGGCGCCGCGCCUUCCUACUUCCGUGCUUCCGGCAGAUAUUUAGAUGGUGGAUUAAUGGGAAAUAAUCCCACGUUGGACGUGUUAACUGAGUUGAUAGAAUUGAACCAGGCGCUUACCGCGACCGGACAACACGAGGCAGCUAAAGAAACCAACCUAAAAGUAGUCGUGUCUUGUGGAACAGGUUCAAUACCAGUCACAAAGAUAAAGGACUUCGACGUGUUUAAACCGGAGAGUUUAUGGGAUACGGCGAGACUAGCUUGGGGAAUCUCCGCAAUCGGAAGCCUGCUGGUUGAUCAGGCGACGCAGGCGGACGGGCGCGUGGUGGAGCGCGCGCGCGCGUGGUGCAGCAGCGUGGGCGCGCGCUACUUCCGCUUCUCGCCGCAGCUGUCGCACGACGUGGCCAUGGACGAGCGCGGCGACGAGCGCCUGCUCACCAUGCUGUGGGAGGCGCAGGCCGCCGUGCGCGAGCACCGCGACGAGGUGCUCGACCUCGCCGCCCUCCUGCGCGCAGAUACGUCAUGAAUCUAGUCUAAUACAGGUACCUAGUAAAUUAUUAAUUAACCAAGCAUCACAAGAAAAUGAUCUAUUAUGAUAGUAAUUUUUAUAUAUUGUUAUGAUUAAUAUUUAAUCUAAAAUACAACCAACACGUGAGAGAGUCUCGAUACGAACAAAAAUGUAUUGUAAUUAAAUUGACCAGAGUUUAAUUUCCAACAUUAACAACUUUUAUUAUUUCAAUUUUGACAAAACAUCUAUUGCAUAUCUCUGUUGAGUUUUUUUUUAAUGUUAGCAAAUAAAAGAGGAAUAGGAACUAAUUUCAGAUGUGGUUGAAAAUUGUAAACUAUAUUUUUUUGUAAGGAUCGAUUCUAUAAGGGUGCUGGUCAUCUAACUAAUAAUAAUGAGAAUUCUAUUAAGUCGUGUCUCGUGUAUUAAGCUGUAACUAUUGUUAGGAUUGCGGAUAUCACUUGUUACACUAUUUGUGUCCCGCAACUUUGUCCGUUUGAAAUAUGAUAAAAAGUUAUGUUUUAAUCCAGGAUAUAAUUCUAUA
This is a messenger RNA of Galleria mellonella (greater wax moth), 3117 nucleotides long. It is a transcript of the gene iPLA2-VIA, whose product is annotated as 85/88 kDa calcium-independent phospholipase A2. NCBI's taxonomy places the organism in Eukaryota, Metazoa, Arthropoda, Insecta, Lepidoptera, Pyralidae. Bases 162 to 2594 code for a protein of 810 amino acids. Gene Ontology annotation, cellular component: mitochondrion. Gene Ontology annotation, molecular function: protein binding. The record is from RefSeq and is a predicted model, not a curated record. Gene Ontology annotation, biological process: lipid metabolic process; positive regulation of ceramide biosynthetic process. The transcript is spliced from 15 exons.